This is a messenger RNA of Schistocerca gregaria, 5495 nucleotides long. RefSeq lists its product as uncharacterized. The transcript has 8 exons. NCBI's taxonomy places the organism in Eukaryota, Metazoa, Arthropoda, Insecta, Orthoptera, Acrididae. Bases 331 to 1662 code for a protein of 443 amino acids. The record is from RefSeq and is a predicted model, not a curated record.
ACUGUUUGGCCAGCGACCUACCUCAUCGGUUUAGUUGUAUCAACUGUGGUUUCAUUUUGAUGCUUUCCGUACUAGCAAAGAACUUAAAUGAGUAAUGUUGCAUCUGUGAAAAAAAUGAGGUGACACUGGGGUGGUGAAGUGAUUCAUAGGAACAGCCCAACUGGAGAAAGAAAUCUUGAAUGUUUAAUGGAGCUAAGUAUUAGAAUAAUGCUCAGGUCAUAUUUGAAGUUAUGCAAAGGACUGUAAUAGUUGCUGCACAGUCUGAGUAAAUCAAGCAAAUAAUUUGGAAUCAUCGAUCAUGGAAUUUUGUAAUACGUAAACAGCCUGAUAAUGAGUGCAUCAGAUUUACCAUCAUUAACAGUUUUACCAGAGAAUGCCAAACACUCAUCACAUAAUAGUACCGUCCUGCCACCACUGACCUCACACUAUCCAAAGUGGAGCAGAGGAAAAAAGUUGGAUGUUAAUGGUUUUCCAGAUUCGUGUGGGAAUAUACGUUAUUGUGGAAUGACAGGGAAUAGUGAUCUAAAGAUGAACAAGAAAACGGCAGAACCAACCUCUGCAGGGAGAGGAGAGGGUUUACCUGUAACACCAACCAGUGACCCUCUAUUGCGCAUCACAUAUUUGGAACAGAACAUUCGUUUUCUGCAAGAACAGCACCAAGCCAUGUUGGCAAGCCUGCACCAUGAAAUAGAACAGCUGAAACAAAGAAACAGGGAGCUACAGUUUCAACUCGUUUUCAGUAAUGGAGGACUGAUUCAGAGCAGUCCUUCUUCGCCAGAGGAUGACAGUAAACCAAAGAUCAUCCUGAGUCCAAAACAAGUCAAUACAGUACCUCUACAGGUUGAAAUGUUGGAGAAGGAAGUUACAGAACUGAAAGCAGCAUUAAGUGAUUCAAAGGCACAGAAUUCAUAUUUAUGUGGAAUCAUAGAAGAACAAAAAAAGACCAAGGACAAUGAAAAAGAAAAUGAAGAAACUGAUACUACAGAUAAUAGAACUCAAUGUAACACAAAACUAGAUGCACAGAAUCAAGUUGAAUCUAGUGCUAAGCCCUUAGCAAACAAAGCAGAAAUGACUGCUGCAGAUCCGGAUUUAAUUCUGAAACUAGAAGAAGCAGAGAAGCUUAUUAGAAAAUUACGUCGUGAGAAUGAGGACCAACGCCGCGAGCUUACCACCAUAAAAUCAAACUUGAGCAAAUCGGUGGGUGGCAGUGGAGCCAUCAACCGACACCUUGGUGCCACAGCUAACUCGCAUAGAGGUGGAGGAGCCAAUCAUCAUCGCUCUCAGCACCAGCAAACACAGUCACAGCGAUUCCCACCGCUUCACUCUCAGAACUAUUGGCAUCACGGUCAGAACACGCAGCCACACAGGAAUGGGGCGGAGUAUGUUUCUCAUCGAUAUGGACCUGCUGGUGCGGGUAGAUUGGAGAAGGAGACACAUGUAGUUGGGCGUCCAGUUCCUACACUUCCAAAUCUUCGCAGUAGUGCCUCUAGCGGCUAUUCGUAUUCUAACAGCAAUGGAAACAACCAUCGCCGUAAUGUGCACUAUAACUCAAAUGGGAAUGUCCAUUAUUAUAGGGGUGGUAAAGACGAAAGUGGAGAGAACAGAAGAUACAGAGGAGGCAGUGGAAGAGGAAGCAGAGAAUCUCGAGAGUCAAAACAAUGAAGCUUUAAAGAUUUUUGUUGAAUUAUACCAUGCAUUUACAUUUUUUGACAGACAGUUCAUUGUUUCAGAAUUUACAUAUUUUACAGGACUUCUUUUUGUUAAAACUUCGUUCAGUUCUAGAUUUUAAAUUCUGAUUCUACGCGUACAGUACAUAUAAUUUGAUCUGUAUUUUCUGCUUCAUUCUGACAAAAUGUGCAAUACUUUAUAAAUUGUAAGUAUAUUUUAUAAAUGUUGCUUUGCACUGGAAGUCUUACAAACAUAACAGUAUUCAAGUUUUUCUUACUUGCUUCAGUAAUGUUGUAUGUGAAGAGGAAAGAUAUUUUUGAAUUUAUAUACUUCACUUUCGCUAUUGAAGGUGGUUAAGUGCUUAUAUUAAUAUUAUUCUGAUAUCAACACAUCAAAUUUGUAUCUUGUUGACACUUCAUAUAUUUGGAGAUUCAAUAAUUUAUCAGCUGAAGAGUAUAAGUUAAAGUUUUUAUAUUGUGAGUUCAUCAUCUUAUUUUAAAGUCAUACACCCAAAAUAUGUAUAAAGCCUAACAAUCUGACAAUUAAUAUUCAGUGUGUUCUAUUCUUAUGUACGCCAGGGUAAUUACAGCUCCCUGAAGGUGCCUUCUGUUUCACUUCAUGGGUUUGUUGGGUGGUGUGAGCAGUGUUAAAUGGAAGCACUGUAUUGCCUUAUCAGUAUCAAAAAUCAAACAUGAAGUGGAAAACCUUGUUGAGUUACUUUAAAAAUGUUUAAUGGCAUUAGGGCAUUUGUCUUACAUUACCAUUUUUUAAUUUUAUUUUGUGAAGAUAAAUUCAAAAUAUGAUGUUGCCUCAGUGUGCAACAGGUGAAAAGAAGGGGCAUUUUAAUGGAGCUCAUGCUGAUUGUAUCAGGAAGUACCUUGCCUAAGGUCUUCAUGAGGAUUCUGCAACUUGUAUCAACACACUAUGAAUUGAUCUGACAGUUGAUUGAAAGUAUUUUCACAUGCUUCUGACUUCCAUUAUUUCUUGUCUUUGUCUCAGAUAUGCCUUCUCUUUCAAUCAGAUCAGUUGAUAAAUAUCUUACACAGUGAGGAGCUAGUUUUCUUAUGGUAAGCAUACUCUUAGAAAAUAAGCAUGUCUUUCAUUUUUUAAAAGAAAGUUAUGUAGGUUUUACUUUGAAGGCUGAUUGUAUGUCUGUUACCAAUCGUUAUUAGCUUCUAAACACCUAUGCUGCUGUGGUUAUUAGAAAUCAAUGUGUUUUAUAAUGGUUAUAAGUGACUGUACUAGCUAAAUAGCAUGUCUUGUAUGUUUCCCAUUUACUUAUUGGGACCGCAAAUAUUUCCAAGUAAAAAAAGUAAAAGAACGUGCUCACAAGUGCAAUCUGUCUGUAUGGAAAGAAAAAACCACACAAUUCUCAGUUGUUAACUAAAUUAGUACAAGAGCAACACGGUGUAGUUGCGUGUACAUAAUAGAAACAGUAGAAUCACAACUCUGUGUAGAUUAAAGGCUGUCCUUAAUUGAAUCAUUUUUAGUAUGGUCUGCUCUGAAACAAAAUGUACACACAAUUUGUGUAUUUUUAAAUAGAAUUAAAAAGCAUAUAUUGAAUAUAAUAGAGGGAAACAUUCCACGAGGGAAAAAGAUAUCAAAAAACAAAGAUUUAACUUACCAACGCUUUCCUUUGGUAAGUUACAUCAUCUUUGUUUUUAAAAGUAUAUAUUGAGCAGCAUAUGAAUAUAUUCGAGAAAAUGAACUGGAGGUUAGUUAAUUUUUUGCUGUUAUUUCAUAACUGCUCACUGUAUUGAUGGAUUUUUUUUUUCUUUUUACACAUAUUACCAAUGUCUCUUUCGUACUGUUCCCUUUAUAAUAGAACACUAUUAUAGAUAAAAGUGUUGAUGUUAAAAUCUGAAUGGGAAGCACGCGGGGGAAAUAUAUGGAAUUUAAAUCUUUACGUAAAUGUUACCAUUAGUAUUUAUCUUAUUGCUAAUACUGUGAAUUACUUCUCGUGUAGGAAGCAGUUUUGUGGUGUUGUAUAUCCUGUAUCCUGUUUUUUUAUUUCUUUACAUAGAAGUAAAUGUAAACUGUAUAGACAAACUGUGCAGACUUUGUUAGCUGUUUCACAGGUGCUGCAGUGCCCACUUACAUGGCAUGGUGCUAGAUAAUGCAAUAAGCUGAUAGAGAUUCCUUGCAAUAAAAGCAGUGAAAUUGCCAUAAAAGAUCAGUAAAAUUUCAUUUUAAUGUAUUUUGAGUGCUCCACCUCAUACUCAUGUGAAUAGAUACAAAGACAGUCAUUGUUGAGCUAUGGUGAAGGAUGAUGAAGUAUCCAUAUUCUUCAAACUAACAGUUUUACAUGUUAUUGGAUUGGUUCCUGUGGAUGUACACAGACAUUUGUAACUGAAACUUUCUUUUUCACACCUACCCAGUACUCAGAAAGCAGAUUCAGAUGUGACUUAGUUUCCUUCCUUUGAAGCAUAUGUGAAAUUUUACAUUAAAAACUACUUCAAUAUUUCUGAUUUUUAAUUUUGUGUUAGUGUGGUUGCGAGAGGAAAAGAAAUUUAGGAACUUAAGUUUCUUAUAAAUAUGAUACUUGCUACAUGACCAAGUCAGGACCGCUGACAAAAGUUUUCCUUUGGCAUUGAGUAGUUAAAAUAAACAUUGAUAAUUUAACAGUUAGCAACAUGGCUUCGGCUCUACAAUAUCACAGGUCAAAAGAAGAAGCUGCAACCUCCACUGCUGCUUUAUUAAAAGAAAAGUAUGAAGUAUGUUCAAAAAUGUAGAUGCAACUGAAGUAAUUCCUGUUACUGAAGAAAGUAAUGAGAAUAUCCAUCACAAGAUUGUUAUUUCCACUUUAUUGUUUUCAGAAAUACCCCUUAUUGCAGUUAUUAAAAUACUGAAACUGAUAAGCUGGCAUAAAUUACUGUCCCCAGCUGCAUUUGUAAUUUAGAAAUAGUUUCAUUUGUAAAAUUUUAUGAAUUGGGGGGAGUCACUGUUCACUCUCAUGUCCAUAGUGUGUGUGAAAUGCCAAUACUGAAUUUUUCUAAGAAGCACUUAAAAUGUGAGCACUGUUCUACAUUUGAAUAUGGAUAUUUUGUAUGCCUCUGUCCAAAUGUUAUUUAAAUGAGGUAUUACAUCUGUAAUUCACAAAAUGUUAGUCCUUAAAUGGUAUCUGGAGUGGAAAGAGAAUAAUCACACUGUAAGGGAGUUUUCACUGUGCAUUUAUCUUUCUCUUACAGUACCAUUAUAGAAUAAAGUUUGUGUACUUUUCAGUAGCUUUUAAGUUUUAUCAUCUUAGAGAUACUGAAUUCUGUGUACAGCUGUCAUUUAUAAAAUUCUGAGACAUAUUUACUUGUAUUGCAUGCAGAAAAUACCUUCAAAAUAUUUAGGAUGUAUACAGAAAAUGGCUAAUUAUUAUUAACCACGGAAAAUAAUUCUUGAGCAUCUUUAUCUUUCUUCGAUCUCCAGUUUCUUGGCUAUAUAAUAUUUUAAAACAAGUUUGUCAGCUUUGAGCAGUAGGCAUUAAAAAGUAUGCAUAAGGUGGUAGAUAUGUCAUACUUAAUUGCAUUUACUUGUGAAAAUACUCAAAGUAGACUUUAAGGGCCAGACUUAACUUCCAUUGCAUAUGGGUAAAUAGAACGUAAAUAACAGAGUACAUGAGUGUCCUGGCUUUAAUGUGAUGAAAUAUAGGUGAUACAUUAUGGAAUUGUUACAAAUUUUAAUCUCUGAGGCAAGUUGCAUUAUAUAAAGGCUGAUUUUUCUUUUAUUUCUCAGUUAUUACAUUGCAUUAGAUUGUAUUUAUAUAUGUAUAAAUAUGUAUUUUGUUUAAUAUUUUAUGUAAUGCUCCUGCAAAAUAAAUGUUCCAAUGAUCAAUUUUA